This is a messenger RNA of Lytechinus pictus (painted urchin), 5621 nucleotides long. Its product is annotated as histone acetyltransferase KAT6B-like. NCBI's taxonomy places the organism in Eukaryota, Metazoa, Echinodermata, Echinoidea, Temnopleuroida, Toxopneustidae. Gene Ontology annotation, molecular function: DNA binding. The record is from RefSeq and is a predicted model, not a curated record. Bases 600 to 1283 code for a protein of 227 amino acids. Gene Ontology annotation, biological process: nucleosome assembly. Gene Ontology annotation, cellular component: nucleosome. The transcript has 2 exons.
UGUGAAGAUUGCCCCAGAUUUGCUGGCCUCCUCCUCCCCUGAACGCACCCAGGGGCCCUGUGUUUUCACACAGCCAUGAUCACCGAUCACCGAUCAGGCAGUCUUUGGUGACAAAAUCGGAAGUGUUCCCCUGAAACCACAGGCAAGCUGCACUCUCCAGCACAGGAUAGGUGUACUAUUAUUGGAGCAAACGUGAGGCCAGCGGUGUGGCUGCCCUGUAUAUUGGUUGAGUGCAUCUACCGUUUGUGUGUGUGGGCAUGUGGCUGCAGUUGACAGUUAUACAUGUAUGGCUUCCAGUUAAUACUCAGCACACACAACCACACACUCUGAGAGAGAGAGAGGGAUGUUUUCGCUGGCACAUACAGACAGUCGGUAAAUGCAAACGUGACCUUUGUUUCACACAUCGGGUCAGAGUACACAAACGUAUUAACUGCUAACUGUUAUGGAUGCCAUGACGGGAUGAAUGCAAGUGUUACACGGCAACACCAGCUAACUCGGAGACGUGGAAUUACAAGCCUAUCUUAAGGAUUAUAUAAAGUGGAAUAUUAUCAUGGACGGCAGCUCUGGGUAACAACGACGAAGUACAAUGUUGUGUCAUUAUGAUGAAAGACAGUGAUUCUUGCCUGGCGAACCCAAACUACACUCAGUGGAUCCUCGAGGCCAUUCGCAAGAUUCGGAAGCAGAAGCAGCGGCCAAAUGAGGAGCGCAUCUGCCACGCGGUCCGGCACGGCCGGGGCCUGGACCAGACGGACAUCAAGGAGCAGUUAGAACUCUGCGUCCGCGAUGGCAAUGUUCUGAAGGUCAUGAAUAAAGGGGUCGCGUCCUACCGCGACCCUGAGUUCUCUCCCGGCACUCGGGGCGGGGGCCGCCGUGCCAGCAGAGGCACGAGCACCGCCAAAAUCCUUGGAAACCUCACGCUCAGCACGGAUUACCUUCGUCUCAUUUUAUGCACCAUUAAACAGUUGGCCGAAGGCGGCUCAACGCUCAAGAGCGUGGAGAAGUAUAUCCGUCAAUCUUAUAAUGUGGACACAAGGAUGGAAAAUGACUUGAGCAGCAAGCUGCGGCUUGCUGCUAAGAAGGGAAUUGCACAAGCAAAAUUGACUAAAGAUGGUAAAUUAUUCAGAUUACCAGACCAAAACGAUAAACUAAACAAACUUCAGGGAGACAAUACAAAAAACAAUGUCCGGGUAAGUAAUGGCAACUUUCAUUUCAUUUUCAAUAUACAGUUAUUAAAUUCACAUGUGGUGAAAAUGCUCCAAGUUUUGCAAACCUUUCCACAGUAAAAAUGUCAGUAAUGUGUACAUGUAUUGAUUUCAGUGGUCAUGAAAAGAUUUGACUUGGACAGAUACACCUGCACCUUCAAAUAUUUUCAGCAUUGGAAUAAAGCUAUUCGAUAUCAAUAUGUUUUACAAGUGUAUAUUUAACCUCAUAUUAAGGCUUUUGAAUCUUGUGCAAAGGAUAAAUGUCAGGUAUCGGAUGUUGCAUUAGCCUUGAGACUUCCUCGUGUUGGCAAUCCAGUGUCCUACAUGUACAUGUACUACUUGUACUGUAAAAAUGUCUUCGAGAUUCAGGAUGGAAUUUUUUACACACUGACGGGUCUACAUUACCCGAGUCAUGCUACACAUUUAUCACUGCUACAUAUGUGUAACAUGAAGAGGCAAAGAUGAUAAUGAUACUGUUCAGGUUUGUAAUUAUUCAGAUCUUGCCAAAAUAUUUUUCAUUCCAAAAUGCAUUCAUGUACUUUUUUUGUUUUCUUAUCUUUAAUAUUAUUUUCCCCCUUAUGCAGAAAGUAGGCCUACAUGUACAUGUAUAUUUAGCCUUUACAUGAUUAACAUAAAGGAAAACCAGGAAAUGUUUGUGGUUGAAAUAUAUACCAGAUAUACAUGUAGUACCACUGAACUCACAGCGGAAUGUUGGUCCAUAAUGGAAAUGUACAUGUAGCCCAACAUGUUUACUGUGCAAAGAAAGACCUUGGGAUACAUGUACAUACUGUACACACACAUGAAGUCACUAGGUGGUUUCAGACCGCCUCGAAGUUCGUCAGUUCCAGGUAUUUCUGAUCGGGAAAUUUACCCGAUCAGAAAAUACCAGAUAAUAUUGGCAAUGUGAAAGCAAAUUACGCGUAAUCUCCCCGAAAGUAAAUACCCACUAAAUAGUUGGUACUUGUCAAAAUUACGAGAACUUUCGCGGGGAUUUUUCCAAGGUCGCAGGUAUUUUGGCAGUGUGAAAGCAAUUUACGGGAACUUUUAGCCCAGCGUGUAGUUGGGCGCGGGCGCCGUGGGUGGCUGCUGAGCUAGUGAUUUUGAAUCUCACGCCUUGCCUGCUUAUCAGACCAUACUGCGCAUGCUCGUAACUUCAGGAACUUAUUCCGAAGGGUAUGUUUCGGGGCGGUGUGAAUGCAGGAAUAAUUAAUGGAUAUUUUUAAGCCUAAAAAGUUAUCGUAAUUUAACGGGGAUUCUUAUGACCGAGGCGAUUUGAAACCACCUACAUGUAUUGUACAUGUAGGCUAUACAUUUUGAUUUCUUAUGAGAAGUUCCAGCAAUAGAGAACGUUUGCAUACUCUUUUAAUAGUCACUGAUAAACUCUCGGGUUUCAGCAGUCAGCACAUCUGGAUUUGCUACAUGAUAACAGUCCUAUAGUUUACGUACCAAAACAUUUUACAUGUCCCUCUAGAACUCAAUUUUAUCAACAGCAAAUGUUUGUAAACAGAAUCAAUAUGUUCCAAACUUUUCAUCUUUAUAAUAGGGAUAUACAUUACAUGUAUCAUCUCCCUUGUUUCAUGCAUGAUUUAUCCCACCUGGAAGAAAAGGAAGGUUUUAAAUCGAAUCCGAAACAAAGUCAUCAACUCCACAACAUUGAAAGCUGCUAUAAUCUGCUUUGUCAUUCUUUAUUAGGUGUUCUCACACCUGCCUGAUUAAGAAAAAUACAUGUACAGUACCUGGGCCCCAAUUUAAAAAGACUUCAAUUUAUAGGGUAACUUUGUCAUUAUUGUAUACUACAAUGGAAAACUUGAUUGCGAUACCAGUAGGUUCCAUAUUAUGGCAAUGUUACCAUAUAUCUGUACAUGUACAGUAUGUAGUUGUUUAUAAAAUGGAUACAGUGUUCUAUCAAAAAUUCUGUCCUGAUCAGAAGAUACCUGGGCCCCGUCUUUACAAAGAGCUACGAUUGAUCCAAUCAACCACAACUAUGGAAAGCCAGCAACAUCAACAUAAAAAAUGCAUGUUUGUGCAGAUGAUUUUCUAGAUAUAUAUGAUAAAGUCUUUUAUACAUUUUAUUGUUUUCUUGAAAAUUCAGGGUGCUUUUCUUUGCUUAUUUAUACAAAGGACAUUGUGCAAAUUUCCGGAGAAAAAAUUAUGACAUUGUUGGAUUUCCAUGUAGUGUAGGUUGAUCAGAUCAAUCGUAACUCUUUGUAUUAAGGAUGGGGCCCUGGGGAGCAAUUCAUGAAAGAACUUUUAUCUGACAAGUCCCAUUUCAUCAGACAGUUACCAUAGUAACAGUGCUUCUCAGCCACUCACAAUCAAGGAAACUUGUUGGACAAAAAUGUGGAUGAAAGGCUCCCCAGGUAUUUUGCCCAUGUGAAAGCAAAGUAUGUGUACACCUGUGCCGCCUACAAAAAGAUCUCUGAAAGAAAAUAUGCCUAGUUGCAAACUACAUGUACAUGUAGAUAAUUUUUUAUUAUAAGAACAUUUGCAAGGAUUCUCCAAAGUCACUGGCAUAGUGUUAAAAAGAAAAUUAUUUGCAUCAUCUUCACAGGAGCUGAAGAACUCAAACUCUGCAACAUCCUAAUAAGGGCAACCUAAAAUUGCAUUUAUUCACCAGCAGGUACUACAAUGUAGGUUUGAAGACAGACAUUUUUCCUCAUUUGUAAUUUACCCUUUCUUGUACUUCUCUUUACUUUUUAUGUUUUGCUCUCUUAUAAGCACCUUGAGCAUUUAAUCAAAAUGGAAAAGAUGCUAUAUAUGUAUUAUUAUUCUUAUUGUACAUGUACAUGUAUGAACACUUUAAGGUACAUACAUGUACAAAGUACAUGUAGAACAAGAGGAAUGUGCAUCCCGUGUUUGUAGAAAUAUAACAUUCUAGUUCCACAGUCAUUGAAGAAGUGAAUGGAUUUGAUGAAUCAAUUGUACAGGCCUACAUGUAUUACUAGAAGUUAUAUGUAUAAGCCUUCUUGUGUUUGGCCAACAUUGUUUUGCCGACAUAAUGGAAAAUGACAUCUUCAAAACAAUUGAACAAUGACUUCAGCCAUGACCAUACAGUAUAUGCUAUAUUUGUGUAGUCGCGCAGUACUGUGCAUAUUUGCAUGCACAAUUGAACACUGAAACGAAAUAUACUUGUAGCUCUACCCAAGGGCAUCAAACUUGCUUCGAUACAUGUAUCUUUGACUCUUGUUUAUCUUUGCACUAUUCCUUUCUCUCACCUGAGUUGUCAUAUGAUUGUUCAAGCAUAUUUCCAACCUCGGCUGGAUUUCAUGCCUGAAUGGCCAAGUAAAGGCCACAGGAUGUAUUUGUUGCAUACAUACAUGUACAUUGCUGAAUGGCUGUUACAAGUGCAUCCCAGGGUCUGGUUUACACAAGUCGCUUCUUUGGAAGAAUAGUUGUUUGAAAUUUUGAAAUAAAUUGCAAAUUAAUCUACAUGUAUGUGUUUGAGCCCCAGAAUACAUUAUUUCAACCCUCCCCUCAACAAAGAUGAGGUUUAAUACAUAAAAUACAUAACUUACGUAUAAAAUACAUAAUUUUUUAGAAGUGUUAAAAGAUAUUUUUCACACUCAAAAACUUAUCUGAAAAUGUGAUACCUGCAAAUGUGUAGAAAUUUGCUUCUUUGUUGACUUCUGUUUUUGUGAGCACACUUUUUACAAGGGAAAAGAAUAUUCUGUAGUACAGAAACCAGAAGUUAAUAACCUUUCUUCAAGAUGGAAAGUGUGCUAUACAAAUCUCAUGUACAUGUAUGUAUUAUUAUUAUUAUUACAUUUUUUAAUAAUGGCCUAGAUUUUUUUUCAAUAUUUAAAUACUGUACAUAUGUACAUGUAGUUGCCAUGAAUGUUACAGUAGUUUCAACUUUCAAAACUAAGAAAUGUUUAAUAAUACUCAAUACCUCAUAAGAAUUGUAAUGUACAAGAGUACUCUAUUAAAAAGCAGAAAAUGAAAAUACAUGAGCAUAGUACUGUACAUUUAGGAGAAAUCAUGUGACACUAGAAAAGGUUGUUUACCGAAGAAAGGUGUGCCAUUGUAUGUACAUUAUACAGGUACUGAAGUGGACACAGAGGAAAGUGAGGGGGUUGAGCCUUGAAGAUCCUGAAUAGAUAAAUGAUUUAAAUCUGCAUUUCGAUCAAGGAAAGGAAUAUCACUUCAGCAAAGAUAAUUCAGUAUCGAUGAGACACGGAAGAAACGCUUUUCACCUGGAGGCAACGGAGCGGAAUAAUUUGCAGGUUAACACAUCGCAUUACACCUUACCAGAUAGAGUCGUCAUCCCACAUGGGCUCGUUGAAGUCGAGAUGGGAAUUUUUAUCCACUUUACACCCGCAGGCUAUUUCUUCCUCCUGACUUUAAUGCUAGAAUGCACAAAUUUGUUUUUCUGCUCAGAUAAACGAUGAUGCCACUUAAGGCAAGCUCAAAUGUUAUUGC